Molecule: messenger RNA, 1923 nt
Organism: Humulus lupulus (European hop)
Lineage: Eukaryota; Viridiplantae; Streptophyta; Magnoliopsida; Rosales; Cannabaceae
Product: receptor-like protein EIX1
Exons: 2
Coding region: 1-1923 (640 amino acids)
Molecular function (GO): protein binding
Source: RefSeq, a predicted model, not a curated record
AUGGAAAAAGUUUUGAGUGAUAAUAGAUUUUUCCUAUUUGUUUUGUUUUUCACUGGAGUAGUAGUGCAACUUUGUGUCUGUUCAAACUCGACCUUGGGCUGCAUAAAAGAGGAGAGAGUAGCUUUAUUAAAACUGAAAAAAAGUUUUAAAGUCGGCAUUUCAAGUUGGUUUCCUUCCUGGACUGGAAAAGAUUGCUGCAAGUGGGAUGGAGUAAGUUGUAGUAAGAACACUGGACAUGUUCUCAAACUUAAUCUUUCCAUUCAAUUUCCCGGCGGUACCGAGGCAACAUCAUCUCCUAUGGUUGACUCAUCCGUGGUGGCGUUGAAGCAUUUAGAGUACUUGGAUUUGAGUGGAAACAACUUUCAAGGAAGCCAUAUUCCCCAUUUCCUUGGUUCCUUGAAGAGUCUGCGAUAUCUUAAUCUUUCUUGUGCAUAUUUCAAGGGAAAGAUUCCUGAACAACUUGGAAACCUUAGUCAUUUGGAAACUCUUGAUCUGAGUAAUCAAGAGACAUAUUUUACCAACAGUGAUUUGUAUGCCGAAAAUUUCAAGUGGGUUUCAAGACUUGUGUAUUUGAAACAUCUUGGCAUGAACUACGUGAACCUCACAGCGGCAGUUGAUCUAAUGCAGGUACUCAUUACACUUCCUUCUCUUCUACACGUAAGGUUAGAAAAUUGUGGAAUCCAUAACGUUCACUUUUCUCCUAGCUCUUUUAAUUCUACAUUAAUCCCUUCAAGUAUUCAGUCCCUGAGUCUUGCUUCUAAUAUGCUUCAUGGAAAAAUUCAUGUUGCUCUCCCAAACAUGACACAGUCGUUUCAUUCUUAUAAUGAUACCACUUCUCCAUUCUGGUUAGGCAAUCUUCACAGCCUUGUUUAUCUCAAUCUUGAAAUGAAUGACUUUGACGAUUUUGAAGGUGGACUAUGGUCAUUAUUGAAUAAUGCUUGUUCCUUGAAGUCAUUACACUUGUCUUCCAAUCAGUUUUAUGGUAAUGUGUUAGAGACCAAAAACACUCCAUCAAGAUGUCGAGAAUUUGGUUUAGAGUUUCUGGAUUUAAGUGGUAGUAAAAUAUAUGGUAGCAUACCAGAUUGGUUAGCACAAUUGUCUAAUUUGAAAGAGCUGCAUCUCUCAAAUAACCAAUUGAAUGGUACCAUCACACCAUUUAUAGGAAGAUUGUUGACCUUAGAACACUUAGAUCUUUCAAAUAAUAAGUUGGUCGGAUCUCUUCCUUACAGUCUUGGGCAAUUAGUACAUUUAAGGACACUCGAUGUUUCAUGUAAUUUCUUGGAAGGUGUUGUCACUGAAUCUCACUUUGCCAACCUUUCAAAUUUGAAGAAAUUGAUCAUUAGUGCAAACCAUCUAAUUUGCCAAUUCGACCCAAACUGGACUCCUCCAUUUUUGCACCUACAAGUUCUUAACAUGUCAUCUUGUCAAAUUCGAUCCAAAUUUCCUGAGUGGCUUAGGAAUCUUUCCAUUAUUGUACUAGAUCUUUCCAACACUAGCAUUUCCGGAAAUUUUCCAACAUGGCAAUCUUCCUUCAUCUACAUCGAUCUCUCAAUGAACCAAAUAAGUGGAAAUCUUCCAACCAAUUUUGUUAGCAACUUAUCUUUCACUUUACGUCUUGCCAACAACUUCAUAAAUGGUUCAAUCCCAGAUUCAUGGUGUAAAUUAGAGUUUUUCCUAUUUCUUGAUGUUUCAAGAAACGAGCUAUCUGGAGAAGUUCCUAAAUGUUGGGGAUAUGGUAAUACACAAUUUUCGCUCAUAAAUCUCUCGUCUAACAGAUUAUCUGGGACUAUUCCUUCUUUUUCACAUUGUUUUCUGAGAUGGUUGCACUUGAAUAACAACAUUCUCAGUGGCGAGCUACCUCAAUCUUUGAGUAACUGCACUGAAGAACUUCUAGACGCUUCGAAACAAUAUGUUAAAUGGUGA